This is a messenger RNA of Numida meleagris (helmeted guineafowl), 1172 nucleotides long. RefSeq names its product ALK tyrosine kinase receptor-like. The record is from RefSeq and is a predicted model, not a curated record. Gene Ontology annotation, molecular function: protein binding. The transcript is spliced from 8 exons. Gene Ontology annotation, cellular component: membrane. Bases 111 to 1172 code for a protein of 353 amino acids. Lineage: Eukaryota; Metazoa; Chordata; Aves; Galliformes; Numididae.
GCAAACACCCUGUCUCAAAAGAGUGAUCAGCUGAGAGUAAUAGAGAGUGAUUUGUGAGAGUGAGAAGACUGGGGGUGAAAAGGACAUGUAGAACUAGAAAGGAGAAGCCUAUGAGGAAAGUAUGUGCAGUAUUUGACUGCAAUUUUGAGUCUCCAUGUGAGCUGGAAUAUUCCCUUUCCUCGAAAGAUCGGGAAAGCCCCAACAAAGCCUGGCUGAGAGUGAGCGCGGAGGAUAUCUUACAGCUAAACAUCCCGGAUGGACCAGAGAGGGAUCACUCUGAGAAUACACCAAAAGGUUCUUUCCUGUUCCUUAAUGCGUCUGAGAGCCCUGUCAUCCUGAGCCCUUGGCUGAGAAGCAGCAGCGACCAAUGCGUAGUUCAAGUGGCUGUUUAUAAGUUCUUCCAGCAAAGUGGAGAAUAUAUUGUUCGGAUCCUUCCUAUUGAUGAAAGUAGCAGUGAAAUUUUGUCAGAGCAGAAUCCAGAAAAACGUGGAUGGGUGCUGCUUCAAAGAAGAGUUGGACAUAUAGAGAAACCAUUUCGGAUCUCAUUGGAGUACAUAGCUAAUGGGAACAAGAGCAUGGCAGCUGUGGAUUCCUUUGCAAUGAAGAACUGCACUACAGGAUCUGCUUCUGUCUCAAAAAUGGCUCUGGAAGGUUCCUUCAGCUGCUGGAAUGGCACAUCAAUCAGGCUGGGCCAGGCGUGUGACUUCAUCAGAGACUGCACUCAGGGAGAAGAUGAGGGAGCUAUAUGCAGAAAACUUCCCUCUGGCUUUUACUGUUCAUUUGAAGAAGGGGACUGUGGCUGGAUGGAGAGCUCAUCUGUGUCCCGUGCUUCUCCGUGGAGAAUCGGGAGCCCAGAGUACAACCGUUUUCCUUCAGUAGUAGAUUAUGCACUGAUCCUUGACACCAGCAAAGUACCAGCAGGAGCAGAUACUGUAAUGACCAGCACUACAUUUCCAACCCCUUUGAGGAACUCUCCCUGUGAGUUUGAGUUAUACCGAGGAAUUAAUUACUUUAAUCUCAACACGAGGAACAUUCUCUGCUGCAGUAGUGUUUACUAUGCUGGGGGGCUCUCUUAUCUGGCCAAAAUGUCCAUGGAACCAGGACUCGAUUCUGAUAAGGAAACAGUCAAGCAGUCCAUGGUGGGUCCCAGCUACAAAGGGUUUGAGACCUGA